UGAAAUUAUCCUGGUGUAAUUGUUCGUUGGUCUGCGAUAGCGAUCAACUUGUUUCGUAAACGACGCUUGCACGCCGUAAGCAAGUGCACUCGUUUGGUCGCGAUCGGAUGCACGUGCAUCUCAUGUGUGUAUUCGGGAAAUGAGAGGCGGAGUUAAGAGUGUCGCGCGGAGACAGGGAAGAGGGAGUGUUCUGGAGGAAGCGGAGGAUGCGGAGGAUGCGGAGGAUGCGGAGGAUGCGGAGAAGACCGCGAAGCGCGGUCAUUCAUAAGUAAGCCACCGAGACGUUCAGGCUCUCGGCUCUUUCGAGUUAAUCGAGUCGUGGAACGAUUUACCGAUAAGAACGGUGCUGCAGCUCGCCAGCAUGGCUACACGGAAGAGAAGCUUCGAAGAAUCCUCGAAACAACGUUAUCAAGCGAACGCGCGCGAGAGGGACCGCACUCAUAGUGUGAACACGGCGUUCAGCACGUUGAGAACGUUAAUACCGACGGAACCCGUGGACAGGAAAUUGUCGAAAAUCGAGACUUUGAGAUUAGCCAGCAGUUACAUCAGCCAUUUAGGGGCCGUCCUCGUGGCAGAACCUGUAAAUCAACAACCCUGUUUACGUAUCGACGAGGACAGCGACACCGACAGCGACAACGAAACCGAUAACAUCGAUACCAAUAGCAAUCGCACCGGUGUUACCGGUGUCAACGGUGUCAACGGUGUCAACGGUGUCAACGGUGUCAACGGUGUCAACGGUGUUAACGGUGUUAACGGUGUUUACGGUGUUGGGUCGAACCUUUGGCCCGAUUCCCGAGCAAGGCCGCAGCUUUGCACUUUUUGCCUCGCUAUGCACAAAAAAUACCGUUUGAACGUCUCUUCCAAACUGAUUUCGGAUUACCGGAUUUCCGAAGCGUCGCCGUACCGUUUCCCCGCUGCAACCUCGCCGAUGUGCUUCGAUUUAACCGAUGUAUAAUCGCUGUUUUAUACACGAUACAAAUUUACCUUGGCUGUGUAUUUUUUUCUGUACGCGUGCACCCGCGCGAUACAGUUUCUAGGAUUAAUACUAUUUCUGCUACCGUGUUGCGUCUCUAAUUUUACCGGAUCCACGCGUGUUUC
Nomia melanderi (Alkali bee) is the source of this 1098-nucleotide messenger RNA. RefSeq lists its product as uncharacterized. Gene Ontology annotation, biological process: regulation of transcription by RNA polymerase II; developmental process. Gene Ontology annotation, molecular function: DNA-binding transcription factor activity, RNA polymerase II-specific; RNA polymerase II transcription regulatory region sequence-specific DNA binding; protein dimerization activity. Lineage: Eukaryota; Metazoa; Arthropoda; Insecta; Hymenoptera; Halictidae. The record is from RefSeq and is a predicted model, not a curated record.